Molecule: messenger RNA, 2694 nt
Organism: Pieris macdunnoughi
Lineage: Eukaryota; Metazoa; Arthropoda; Insecta; Lepidoptera; Pieridae
Source: the annotation of a GenBank genome assembly
AUGCCCAUCCAGGCGCCACAUUGGACGGACUACCUCAAUUGUCCAGUGUGUUUCAGAGAAUAUGGCCUAUCACCACGUAGCCCAGUUAGUCUUGGCUGUGGCCACACACUAUGCGAACAUUGUCUUAAACAGCUAAAUAGAAAACAUUGUCCAUUUGAUCAGACUGUAAUUCAGAGCGACCCUGAGGAAUUGCCUGUGAACACGGCAUUAUUACAGUUGGCUGGAUAUCCACCACCCCCCAAGCCCAAUCAUCCACCAUGCAUACAAGCUUUACCUGAGACUGAUCGCCAAGCGUAUGAUAUCAUUGUCACUUGCCUUGAACAACUUGCAGUGUACCUAAAAAUUUGUGCUAACAAUACGGCAGGCAAUCGCCUUUCGCGGCCUAUGCAAAGAAAGUUGGUGACCUUACUCCAGUGUGCUAUUACUGAUGAAGAAGGGCGUGGAAGGGCAGCGCGGGCUGCACGUUCGCUUGGUGAAAGAUCUGUUACAGAACUUAUACUGCAACAUCAGAAUCCUCAGCAGCUGAGUGCUAAUUUAUGGGCUGCAGUACGAGCGAGAGGAUGUCAAUUCUUAGGACCGGCAAUGCAAGAGGAAGUGUUGAAGUUGGUUUUAUUAGCCCUCGAAGAUGGAUCGCCAUUAUCUCGAAAAGUUCUUGUUAUGUUCGUUGUUCAAAGACUUGAGAGAGACUUCCCCCAAGCGUCAAAAACGAGUAUAGGCCAUGUGGUUCAACUUUUAUAUAGAGCAUCGUGUUUUAAGGUCUCGAAACGAGAGUGCGAUUCUUCAUUGAUGCAACUAAAAGAGGAAUUUCGGACUUACGAAACGUUGCGUAGAGAACACGACGCGCAAAUUGUACAAAUAGCUACUGAAGCGGGCCUAAGGAUCGCGCCAGACCAGUGGAGUGCCUUAUUAUAUGGUGAUACAUCUCACAAGUCCCACAUGCAAAGCAUAAUUGACAAGUUGCAAACGCCCCAGUCCUUUGCACAAUCUGUGCAGGAAUUAUUCAUCGCUCUCCAAAGAUCCGGAGACCCAAGCCAAUCGGUCGUCAUGAGCUUACCUCUUGAUAGACUUGCCAAUAUUGACCCUAGUCUAGAUGCAAAUUGUCCAUCUUGGCAAGCGUUAGGAGAUAUUUUGACUGCUGUAAAAGAUGUUGUCUCAGGACUUGUUAGCUAUUUGCAACAACAGUCUACGGGGAGAGAUGCCAAUCACAACCAAAAACACCUUAUUCAAGAAAAGCCUGAUAUCCAUACAAGCCAGCAGUCCCCUCAAGGUGGGGCCUCACCUCCUCAAAGGUUUAAGAUCUCUGCCUGCAGGGAUUCUGACCUUAGGUCAACGUGCCCUCGAGGCAAUAAUUGCAAUUUUCUCCAUUUCGACGACACCGAUUUGGACAGGUUCCAAGUACACGCACCGGUUCCAACUUAUCCGAUUAGAUACAACAACCCUCCGCCUGUGGGACAUCCUAUAAACAAUGGAAGCCUUCCCCCCUUCAUUACCCCCCAACCAAUGUUUGCUCCGAACGCAACACGUUCCCCGCCAUUUCCAGUUAGCAGUCAAAACCAGUUUCCUCCCACCAUGCAACCAAAUACAUCUCAGGGGGGCGUACUUUUGCGUCAUCCGGACCCAUUAUACCAAUCCCGAAAUGUGCUUGGCAUGCAACCAUCUGCACCAAUGAUGCGUACACCAGAGAGAGAUGAACGCAUACGCGACGGCAGUGGGGAACCGUGUCUUAAUCCACAAAUAGCUAUGAGGAAUAAUAUGGAAAGGGUAAUGGGCCGAGAGAAUCCCAUUGGUGCACCUGGUGCUCCAUUUACUGUUCCCGGAACAGGCAAUCAGGGGCCAGGUGCAUAUACCGGUCUUGGUUUAGGGGACGUCUACGUUUCUGAUUCUUCUGGAUACGGCGGAGGCAUCCUUAUCAAUCCGAUUGCGAUCAAUCCGAGUAAUCUUAUGAUGCCCGUGCCAGACAGACCCUAUUACGGGAACUACCCCGGUCUGCUUACGGUCGUCACUGAUGACACCCCUAAUUAUUACGAAGGCCCAGAUGCCAUGAACUUUCCUCAAUACCAAGGUCCCGUUUCGACUGCACCAAUAAGCGAAUAUUCCUACAUACCAGUGUCCCAGGAGUCAAUAUAUUCUUACGAUACUAAUCUUGACAAUUAUCCAGUUGGACACGGGCAAACCCCGGUUGGACACGGUCAAACCCCGGUUGGACACGGGCACACCCCGGUUGGACACGGGCACACCCCGGUUGGACACGGGCAAACCCCGGUUGGACACGGGCCAACCCCGGUUAGACACGGGCCAAUCUCAGUUGGACCGGCACAGGAUUAUCAAGCGCCUCAGGAUUCUAACUAUCCUUUUAAUAAUAUGACAAUCCCGACAGACUACCGCGACCCACCAGGCUUCCCGCCAAGACCCCAUGAACGACGUGGUGAAUCUCAGUGGCUCCGUUCAUCGGCUUUUGAAUUUGAUGAGCCGGUAUUGCCGUGGCGAAGCCCACCAGUUGAGGCUGGCAAUCCACAACCAGAUCCAAUGAUGUCAAGGAACAGGCGGGCUGUGGGCGCCGAUAGAACCGUUCAGUUGCCGGAAAGGCCUGCGGCACCACCCUUCAAUCCGACAGACGAAUCUGACGAGCACAAGUUGGAGGAGGAAUUGAUGGCCCUCGAACGUCGUAUGGAUACCGAGUUUAAAAUAUUUUAA